This is a messenger RNA of Protopolystoma xenopodis, 198 nucleotides long. The record is from the annotation of a GenBank genome assembly. Lineage: Eukaryota; Metazoa; Platyhelminthes; Monogenea; Polystomatidea; Polystomatidae.
ACUCUCAGGUCUGGAGGCCAUCAGUUGACUUACGAUGAUGCUGAUGAUGAGAAUGAGGCAGUGCUGAAUAGAUCAUCAUGUAUGGGCAAGAGGGCACUGGUAAAAUCAGGCAUUCUUGGUGACCACCAGAAAUUUCGCAUCACUCUUAAAUGCUUCGUUCGUGCCGUAGCAAUUGCUUCUCUCCAUCCCAUUCGCUAG